AUGUCUAAUUUGGAUUUCUGCACUAUCUACACAACAACAGGCCAAAUUGAUCAACUUUCCUAUGCACAAAAGGCUGCAGAUUCAGGCGAUACAUGUAUCGGAAUAAAAAGUAGGAAUGGAAUAGUUCUAUUGGCAGAAAAGCCUCGGAUUUCUCCCCUCUAUGUGCUUGAAUCUGAUGAAAGGAUAAAAAGAGCAGGAAAUUCUGUUGCAGUUGUAUCCACAGGAUUGACUCCAGAUGUGUUUUAUGUCGGGUGUGCAGUUAAAGAUCAUGUAUUCCAUCACAAGGAAAACUUCAACGAGGACCCCACUCCGGAGAUUAUGAAGGUCUAUCUGAAUGAUAUAUUCCAUUAUUUCACUAGAAGCAUUAAUCUCAGGGUUUUGGGGGUAAAUAGCCUGGCAAGUGUAUACAAGGAAGGAAGGUUUUCAUUACUGCAUACCGAUUGCUCUGGAAAAACACUCUCCUACAAGGCAGCAUGCAUAGGAAAAGGAACGAGAAGAAUCAAGACAGAGCUUGAGAAGCUAGACAUCGACAAUAUGACGAUUGAGGAGAUGGUGGACACAGGGGUGAAAGUGCUGUAUAUGGCACAUGAUCCUUCCAAAGACAAGGAGUUCGAUAUUGAAGUUGGAAUUGUAUCUACAGAGACAGGGGGAAAGCUAAGAAAACUUGAAAGUAAUGAGAUACAAAUAUUUGUUGACAAGCAUAAGCACAUGAGUGUUGAUGAAGACUAG
Messenger RNA from Encephalitozoon intestinalis ATCC 50506, 729 nucleotides. Its product is annotated as proteasome regulatory subunit alpha-3. Lineage: Eukaryota; Fungi; Microsporidia; Unikaryonidae. Gene Ontology annotation, cellular component: proteasome core complex, alpha-subunit complex; nucleus; proteasome core complex. The record is from RefSeq and is a predicted model, not a curated record. The coding region runs from base 1 to 729 and encodes 242 amino acids. The transcript has a single exon.